Molecule: messenger RNA, 957 nt
Organism: Ostertagia ostertagi
Lineage: Eukaryota; Metazoa; Nematoda; Chromadorea; Rhabditida; Trichostrongylidae
Source: the annotation of a GenBank genome assembly
AUGGAGCUCAAGCUCCUCGGAUUAGCGAAUCAAAUCUCGAAUCUCAAAGAUCACCACUUACGCCCUCACGCGGGUACGGUAGCGAUGAUUGAGCGGCAGAUGUCCAAAGCACCUGUGACGACGAGUUCACGGACUCUUUCUACUGGAUGUCCCAUCUGCACAAGAAAAUUGGUCUCAGCCAUAUCAUUCUCUUCUGAUAAUUGUAUGCUAUACGAAGUGAUUGCUGCACGCAAAGAGAUACUGGAUAAUCGGAUCGAACAACUUGCGGAAUAUCUCACAGAUAUGGCGGAGAAUAAAACUGUCGAAGAGUUAGCCUUGGAAGUCAAGGCAGCAUACAUUGACAUGCUGAACACAGAAGGCAGAGCUAUAAAUGGUCUACGUUCCGAUCGAUCAUCUGAUCCGGAGAACAACUACAAAUGGACGUAUGCAAGCAGCUUUUUCUUCGCGAUGAACGUCUACACAACAACUGGUUACGGAUCAAUCGCUCCUGAGACCCGUGCCGGUCAGUGGUUCGUCAUAAUCUAUGGUUUCAUAUUCGUGCCGGUCACGCUGGUGGUGGUCCGUGACCUCGGCCAAUGGCUACUCUUGGUUAUUACGAGAUUUUAUGCCAAGAUGCUGUUGAAGUACAGACGCUCCACUGGAAGAAAGUCGGACAAUACUAACGAAGUGAUACGAUUGCCAAUAUUUAUCAGUUGCCUUAUAAUGAUCGGUUUCAUUGGUUUCUGUACGGUGUUUGUCUACUAUUUGGACGCGUUUUCUGGACCACCUGGCACUGGCAUUGACUGGUUUCAUUCGCUCUACUUCUCCUACAUGUCAUUCACAACCAUUGGUCUCGGUGAUGUCAUGCCUAACAAUGCCACGCUGUUGCUCAAACUAUUCGUACUGUACCAAGAAUUUCCACAGCAGUUAGCACAGAAUAUGCGCAUUCCAAGGCUUGCGUACAAUCAACGUCCAUAA